AAUGCUUUAAUACUAAGACUAACUCGUGGUGGUUGUGCAGCUCCAUAGGUUACACGUGAGACUCCCCCGGAGGCCGGAGGACUCAUGAGACACUCCGCCGCUCCUCACCGACUCGACUAUCCUGCGGCCAGUGAGUCCGUAGACACCCUCACCACCACCACUACUGGCUCCCAGCAUACAGUAUACGCGGAGGUAGUCGAGGUGGAGGAAUAUGAGUUGGGCUCCGACGUUGAGCCCGAGGCUCACCCGACCCUCAAGCUGACCUCGCGCCGCAGCACCCUCUCUGGACCGCGACGAAAAUCGCGUGAUGAGACGAAGAAAGAAAUACAAGCGGACGAUGAAGCCACUCUCAGAGAUCUUCUUAUUAGGUACACCCAAAUAACAAAAACAAAAACAAAACAAAACAAAACAAAAAAAAACAAAAAAAAAACUACAACAACCAACCAAAAUAACCAAAACAAAAAAUAA
Nicrophorus vespilloides is the source of this 468-nucleotide messenger RNA. RefSeq lists its product as uncharacterized. Lineage: Eukaryota; Metazoa; Arthropoda; Insecta; Coleoptera; Silphidae. The record is from RefSeq and is a predicted model, not a curated record. The transcript is spliced from 2 exons. Bases 85 to 468 code for a protein of 127 amino acids.